This is a messenger RNA of Debaryomyces hansenii CBS767, 1014 nucleotides long. RefSeq names its product Fgr12p (gene FGR12). The transcript has a single exon. The record is from RefSeq and is a predicted model, not a curated record. Lineage: Eukaryota; Fungi; Ascomycota; Pichiomycetes; Serinales; Debaryomycetaceae. The coding region runs from base 1 to 1014 and encodes 337 amino acids.
AUGGAUAGUCAAUUACAGUAUAACAUCAGUGAAUUAGUUCAAUUCAUGGACCAAUGCAAUGACAGCAACGUUGUCACUUCUUAUUCAGGAUUGAACCAUGUUAAUUCCCCAACAGCCUUUAAUUAUACAGCGCAAUAUGAGUUAGAAAGCAAAAGUGGAAAUGAGCAACAGAAAUCAGUGAGACAAGAAUCUAAUGCCCAGCAUUUCAGUGCAAUGUCUUUCUUUCCAUUACAUACCAGCCCUAAGAUACAAGUUCUCAACCUAAGGGAUCAAGAAUAUAAAGAAAUUCAAAAAAAUUGUCGGUUUAGUAAAGUUGUUGAAGAUGUGCAUGCCACGGCACCUACCGACUUGAGAGAAACAUUAAAUUAUGAUGAGCUUUUUGAUACCUUUAUUAAUUCCGAAGUAGAUAUUCAAACUUUGAAAGACUCAGUUGGGGUUUUAAGAACCCAUAGUCCUCUUCCGCUUCCACUUCCACUAACACCCAAACCCACGCCGAAUAUUAACAUGAAGGAUUCCAUGUCUAGAUCUUACGUUUUUGAGAACGAAAAUAGCAAAGAUAGAUCAUAUUUCGAUGUUGCUGAUGAGAGAGAUGUAGGUAGAAUAUUCAGAUAUCCUGAUAAUAGUAAUCAAAUUUUUAAUAUUGGAACGUUAAAACUCGCUUCUAAUAGCUAUAAAGAGGCUAAAGUCGUCUCAGCUUCUGUCAAUAAAACGAUUGACGAUGAAUUUGAAUUGAAGUCCAAGUAUUUCCGUUCCUUUGACAAUAGCCUUAAAAGAAGACAAAAGUCUCAAUCGGAAGAAAUAAGGUCCAAAAUAAGGAAAAGGAAUAAUCCUACUACGGAUGAAGUAGAAUGGAAACCACUAUCUAUAUUUACUGUUUAUACAAAUUUUAAGCCUGAGGCUAUAGAUGAUACAGACUAUUUUGAAAAUAUACCCCAGACAUCUUGUUUUGGUAGAUUGAAUAUGAGAGUCAAAAGAGCUUGGACUAGAGGUCCGAAUAAAGCUAAAUUGAAAUAA